AUGAACGCCUUGAAACGCUGGUCCUCCAACACGAAUGAUUUGCACCAACACCUAUCCGCACCCGUGAUGCCAGGCAGCUCAAGUCACUCGUCACGGUCACAUCAAUCGUCCCCCCACUUGAAGAGUCCAAACCUGUUCAGCGGCGGAGGAGGAGGCCCCUGGUCUGGAAGCAACUUCGCGUACUGCCAAGGUGGCGGCGGGAUGGGCAACGGCACCGGGGGACGUUCACCUCAUCCAUCCCCAGGACUUUCAAGCCCUUAUAACACCUUACCCUCCAAUGGCUACCCCUUCCCUGAUGUACGAUCAUCGAACGAGUCGGCUCAACAAGGUUCAACCGGCGGGGGUGGUCCCAGGAUCGAUCGCGCAGCACUGCAUCGUUCGCUCUCGGCAUGGUCGACGCUCUUGGCCGCUUUGGACGAUUAUCGAGUCGCUUGCUCGACCAUGGCAAGUGUUGAGAAGUCUCUAGUCAAGGCUUUGAAGGAGAUGGCAGGACAAUUUGGAGAGAAGGUGGAAUUUGGAAGUCGGAAUGAAGCCGUCGGUGAGUGUCGGGCGAGUUUGGGAUUUCCAUCGCCGAAGCGAAUGUACUGAACCCUCGACACCCCGAAUCAGCUACGGGUCUGCUUGCUACCCUUGUACUUUUCGAUGGUCUUCAAGAUGUCGACCAAAAACAUGCCAAGUCUGUGCAAAGGGAGUACGAAGCUCUCAACUCGCUGUCCGCCACGUUCUUCAAGCAGAUAGCGGUGGGUCAUCUUCAAAGGUUUGACUCGACCUCGAAAGCGUAGCAUGGUCAUACUCACAUUCAAUUAUUUUACCUUCCCAAAGAAAGAGGAAAAAUUCCUGGAAGAAAGUCUAACGAUGCUCGACGGCAAGAUGGCCAAAGUCUCUGCCUCCUACGAGCGCUCAAGACCGAUCGGGAACCAUCGCCGCCCCAACUCGCUCGACGACGUCCAUAGUGCGGCCGCAGCGCACGAGAAGUACAUCGCCACCCUGUCGAAUCUUUCAAGCUCUGUCACUGGUGCGAAAACUACUCAUGCCGAGAACACGGGGAACAAGCGAGAUCGAGCGGCACUGGAAGUGGCAAGGGGGCUAUGCCUGCUCGGCGAGGCGGCCUGGAGGAAUCGAGUCGACGCAACUCGCAAGACUGGGUCCAAGGUCGGGAACGUCGUUUUGAUGGGUACCUUUUGCGAACAAAACAUGCCGCCAUUGCCUCCACUUAGCGCGAACAAGGUCGACGGUCUUGGGGUCGGGAUUGGUGCCGUUGGCACACUUGAAGUGGGAGCUGUCCUCGGCCCACGACUGCAUCGGAUCGAGUCAGAGGUGUCGCAAGCCACAAGCUCAGCCUUCACGGAUCAUUCAAGUGGUUCCAAUGCACCUCUCCCAUCUCCCGGGCCAUCUUCCAUAGCCAGCUUCUCUCAAGAAAGGCUCCAUCAAUCCUUGCCGCAGGCACCCGUCGCUUCAAACUCCAACCACUUCGACGGACGGGGCGAACGCUCAGAUCAGCAUCCACCUCAACUAUCGCGCUCGUAUCAGUAUCACCUGCCACCUACGCCCCAAGGAUCCCAUGCAUCGUCACAGUUGUAUCCUUCAUCCACCGGUCCGCCUUCACCUUCGCCCAACGACGACCACGCCGCGCGCUUGAACAAAGUGACCUCUGAAAGCGCCUCGAUGGACGCCCAGCCUCAGCAGCUAGAAGUGUCUGUCCCUCGCCCACCUCCAAUCGCACCUGCGGAGUUAGCAGAAUCCGUUCCACCUGUCCCAUUUACCCAACGGACCGCAGCUACUCGUUGGAAUUCGGCUACUUCGAAUCACGAUCAGAAAUAUCCCUUACCGGCCUCACAUCCAAAUCGAGAGCAAAUCGAAUCCCCCAUGGACCCUAACGGCCCACUCCGCCGAACAGUGCCAGCAGCGACCCAAGCACCUCCACAAUCCCACGAACAACCCGGGAGACCCGUCUCUCGACCCCUUCUGACUCGGAACGAAUCCACCGCGAGCGAACGCAGUUUCGUCGCUCAGAUGAGGGCCAAGUACCUCGAAGAGAAGGACAGGAUGCGUCAGGCUGGUCCGGCGCUGGAAAGGGGCUAUCAUGAAGUUGCUGGGUCGACGAGUGUGAGUCGAAUUUGUGCUUAUGUUCCUUUAUGUCGCACAUCCCACUGAUCUCUCUCAACUGGGGCAGGCAAUUUCGAACUCUCCAGCUUCUCAUCAUCCCCGUUCAGGCUCUCGUGUCUCGCAAAUCGCGCAACGCUACAAUGCCGGGGCUGCUUCUAACCCAUCACCCAGAUUCGAAACGACUUAA
This is a messenger RNA of Microbotryum saponariae, 2293 nucleotides long. NCBI's taxonomy places the organism in Eukaryota, Fungi, Basidiomycota, Microbotryomycetes, Microbotryales, Microbotryaceae. The record is from the annotation of a GenBank genome assembly.